AGAGGGAAAUAGUGAUUAGAAGAUGGCGCAUGAGGUUUCUCAAACAAAAGUGAAGCUCCCACACAACUAUGAAUCCAUUCUCGGAGAAGCAGACUCACAGGUUGACAAGUCCUCCUCCAAAGACAAGCUAUAUGAUCAGCUCAACUCUGGAGUUUUCUUAAACCAAAUGAAAAAGAUUUUAAAAGCUUUAUAAUCGUUAACGUUUCACCGGCAGAAAAGAUUAUCCCGGCCCCAGUUUUCCGCAAAAAACUCAUCUUUGCGUCGGGAGAAUGCUGAAAUUUUGGGUUGAUAUGUUGUCCCAUAAGAAUUGCUUCAUGUUGUUUGCACGGGAACUCUCAUACCCUAAAGGAAAUUUGUUUCUUCAUUCUAUAAUACUCGACUCUUCUCCUCGAAUUGAUGUGGCUGAACUACAGGAUUCACAGAGUUUUGAAGUAAAAGGGAAAUUCAACACAAUGAACCUCACUCCAGCCACUCUUUACCAAGUUUCAUUUACCCUAAUGAUGAAGGACGAAGCUCAAAAUGGAUGGGAAGAUCCAGUGAACCUCAAACUCUUCCUCCCAAAUGAAACAUCUGAAGUUCGCAAAGAAUAUUUGAAUAAAAGGCCGAAAAACCAAUGGAUAGAGAUCCUAGUUGGUACCUUUACAACUACGUAUAUGGAUUCCGGGGACAUUGAAUUCUCUAUGUACGAAUUCGAUAUAAAUCAGCACAUCAAGGAACAAUUUGACAUUGUGAAUAGUCAUGUUUGCUGGCACAAACAUAUCGGAAAAGCGCUGUUGCGACGCUGUGAAAUGGACAAUACUCUGACGAGUUAUUGCUGCAUCGGAGAUGGCCUCAUCGGAAAAUAUUCAUUUUCUUGUGAAUUUGGACUGGAAGGAAGGCAAGAGAUGCAGAACACUGCCGAAGAUUGCCAAUAGAAAGAGAACUUGGCAAAAGUAGCAGAGAAGAGCUGAAGAAUGUCAAGAA
Molecule: messenger RNA, 963 nt
Organism: Pistacia vera
Lineage: Eukaryota; Viridiplantae; Streptophyta; Magnoliopsida; Sapindales; Anacardiaceae
Product: protein PHLOEM PROTEIN 2-LIKE A1-like
Exons: 5
Coding region: 270-914 (214 amino acids)
Source: RefSeq, a predicted model, not a curated record